Molecule: messenger RNA, 5497 nt
Organism: Lacerta agilis (Sand lizard)
Lineage: Eukaryota; Metazoa; Chordata; Lepidosauria; Squamata; Lacertidae
Product: ATP-binding cassette sub-family A member 5-like
Exons: 39
Coding region: 490-5421 (1643 amino acids)
Biological process (GO): transmembrane transport; lipid transport
Cellular component (GO): membrane; intracellular membrane-bounded organelle
Molecular function (GO): ATP hydrolysis activity; lipid carrier activity; ATP binding
Source: RefSeq, a predicted model, not a curated record
UCCUCUCCUCUCUGGGCUGCCAUUUAGGUCAGACAACAGAGCCACCAGCCCAUUAAGCUGCCUCCGUUGCCACCACCUGGUCUGGCUCCUUGGUGGCUGCUUGCUGCUGCUUUCUAUUAAUUGUCAUCUUCCUUUCCCGGACUGCAGUGAGGAGGAGGACGUGAUUGGCAUGACACUACAUUGGGGACCGAAAUGCCAACCAGGAGACGGCAAGGCGAUGAUGAGCUGAAGUGUGGCUGAGGGCCAGUGGGAACACUGUGGCUGCUCUGCUUCCUGCCUGGGGUCUUUUAACUGCCUCCUGCUGACUCCUGUUCUUGCUUGUCCAUCUUAAGACUUUCACAUCCACGGGUGCGGCUGGUGCCAGACGUCAUAUAGGGUCCGGAUUCUGAUGUCUUGACUUUGGGAUCCCAGAAGACCUGAGACGCAGGGAUCCUGCAUGUUUCUCUCCCUAGCAGAUUGUUUUCAGUCUCCACAGGCUACACAUAAAAAAUGUCUCCGGAUCCUCCGAGACAAAUGGGAGUGUGGCGACAGACCAGAGCUCUUUUAUACAAGAACUGUCUAGUUAAAUGGAGGACUAAAAAGGCUAGUGUUCAGGAAGUCCUGAUUCCACUUACCUUUUUAGGUUUGCUGAUAAUAAUAAGCGUGAUUCAGCCUAACAAAAGACAUGAUGAAGUUCCAGAUUGUAAUCUUGAUUCUACGAGUUGCUCCAGCAUCUCUGAGUUUAUUAUUGGCUAUACACCAGUGACUAAUAUGACAAGAACAAUCAUGCAUAAAGUGACUUCAGAAUACUGCCCAGAAGCCGAAGAUGCAAGAGAAUUUCUAAGUGAGGCAGAAAUGGAAGAGGCUAGUCUUCAGGACCCAGAAAACUUUGUGGGUGUGAUUUUCAAUGAUUCCAUGUCCUAUCACCUCAGAUUUCCUACUGUAGUGGCUCCAAGAUCUUUAAUCCUCACGGAAUCAAUAGCCAGUUGUUCAACCCCUUCCAAAAUGUGUGAAGCUGAAACAUACUGGCAUUAUGGAUUCACAGGCAUACAGAUCUACAUUGAUGCAGCAAUUAUAGAGUUGAAGACUAAUAAAUCAGUUUUGGAAGAACUGGAAUCAGCAAAAGCUGUCAAGAUGGGAAAGUCUGCUGUUGUGGAAAUAGAUAAUUUCUUUCGUGCAGUAAUCUUAAUUUACUUAGUUAUUGCCUUUUCACCUUUUGGCUAUUUUUUGACUAUUCAUAUUAUGACAGAAAAAGAGAAGAAACUGAAAGAAUUUUUAAUGGUAAUGGGACUUCAAGACACAGCUUUUUGGCUUUCUUGGGUCUUGCUCUACACCAGUCUGAUUCUUGUCAUGUCCCUUCUCAUGUCGGUUAUUGCAACAUUUUCUUCGCUCUUUCCCCAAAGUAGCAGCUUUGUGAUAUUUCUUCUUUUUUUCCUAUAUGGAUUAUCCUCCAUUUCUUUUGCAUUUUUGCUAACCUCUCUUUUCAAAAAAGUGAACUAUGCUGGUUCAGCUCAGUUUUUCACAACUGUGGCUUUUGGUGCUGUGGGCUUGAGCAUUGCCCUGUUGGAAGAUUUUCCAAAGACUUUUGUGUGGUCACUAAGCCCACUGUGUGAAUGCCCCUUUUUAAUUGGUGUUGUACAGGUGAUGCAUCUGGAAGAUUAUGAAGAAGGAGCUAUUUUCUCCCAUAUAACUCAUGGCCCUUAUCCACUAAUUAUUGCUUAUACACUAUUGACCCUUGAUAGUAUGCUUUACCUGCUCCUAGGGAUUUAUUUCGAUCAAGUGAUUCCAGGGGAAUAUGGAUUGCGGCGAAGCUUUUUCUUCUUCCUAAAGCCCUCAUUUUGGGUAAAGCGAACAAGAAAUUAUAAGGAAUUAUAUGAAAGCAGCAUUAAUGGAAGCUUAGAAUUCAGUGAGAUUGUUGAGCCUAUAUCUUCCGAAUUCCAGGGAAGAGAAGCUAUUAGAAUCAAUAAUGUCCAGAAAUCAUAUAUUAAAAAGGGUGAAACUGUGGAGGCUCUGAAAAGUUUAUCCUUUGACAUUUAUGAGGGUCAGAUCACAGCAUUACUUGGACAUAGUGGAACAGGAAAAACAACAUUAAUGAACAUUCUUUGUGGAUUGUCUCCACCUUCUGAUGGAUUUGCAUCGAUUUAUGGCUCUAGAGUUUCAGAAAUAGAUGAAAUGCUAGAUAUAAGAAAGGUAAUUGGAGUCUGCCAGCAGUCAGAUAUAUAUUUUGAUGUAUUAACCGUGGAAGAAAAUUUAUCAAUAAUAGCUUCGGUUAAAGGAAUACCUCCCAAUGAUAUGAUACAAGAGGUCCAGAAAGUUUUACUCGAUUUGGAUAUGCACCCCUUUAAAGAUAACCAAGCUAAAAAACUAAGUGGAGGACAGAAAAGAAAACUGUCGGUUGGAUUUGCAGUUCUUGGAGAUCCAAAGGUAUUACUCUUAGAUGAACCAACUGCUGGCAUGGAUCCAUGUUCACGGCAAACAGUUUGGAACCUCCUGAAAAAUGGAAAAGCCACUCGAGUGACUGUGUUCAGUACCCAUUUCAUGGAAGAAGCAGACAUUGUUGCUGAUCGGAAAGCUGUGAUUUCUCAAGGAAUGCUGAAAUGCCUUGGCUCCUCUCUGUUCCUUAAAACAAAAUGGGGAAUUGGCUACCGCUUGAGUAUGCAAAUAGACAGAUACUGUAACACAGAAGGCACAGCAUUUUUGAUCAAGCAGCAUAUCCCUGGAGCCAGUUUGUUAAAGCAGACUGAAGAGCAGCUUGUGUAUGCCUUACCUUUUAACGACAUGGACAAAUUUUCAGCACUGUUUGCUGAUCUAGACAUGCAUUCCCAUUUGGGUGUUAUUUCUUAUGGCGUUUCCAUGACUACCUUGGAGGAUGUGUUCCUCAAGCUGGAAGUUGAAGCUGAAAUUAACCACACAGAUUUCAGUGCAUUUAACUCGGAGCAAGCUGAAGAUGAAAUGGAUGCAAAAUCUAUGGAUGAGUUAGAGCAAAGUCUGCUAAUGCUAUCUGAGACAAAAUCGUGUGUACUAAGCAAUAAGUCUCUUUGGAAAAAACAGGUCUCUACUCUGGCAAAAGUUCAUUUUCUUAAUUUCAAACGUGACAUCAAAUCACUCACAGAAGUGUUUUUGCUAUUAACAGUGUUCCUUGGGGUUGAGAUUUAUAUGUUCAAUAUGUAUCGGCAAUACUUCAAAAAUGCAGUGGUUCCUAUUACGUUUUCUCCAGACUUAUACUUUCUUAAACCAAAUGAAACUCAUCAUAAAUACAAAAGCAGUCUCCUUGUUCAGAACUUCACUGGAUCAGACAUUGAUGACAUCAUCAGCUCUCUUAUAAGCCAGAAUGUGCGCACAGAAAUAUUCAAUGGCAGUGAUUAUGUAUCAUUUGCUCCCCAUAAUGGAGCAUUAAAUGUAUCUCAUACUGGCAAGAGCUACAUCUUUACAGCUGCUUUUAACUGUACCAUGAAACAUUCUUUACCAGUUAUGAUGAAUAUCAUUAGCAAUCUGUAUCUGCACAAUUUAAAUGUAACAGAAAACAUCCGUGUCUGGAGUAGUUCGUUCUUCCAUAAAAUUACUGACAGAGGUUUCAUAAUGGUGCUGGUUGUUCAAGCUUUGACAGUAGGAGUCACAAUAACUGGGUUGCCAUCAUAUUUUUCCAUGGACAAUGCAGAAAACCACAGGAUCAAAGCCUAUACUCAACUUAAGAUAUCAGGUCUUUAUCCAUCUGCUUACUGGUGUGGGCAAGCACUAGUUGACAUUCUUUUAUAUUACAUUAUUCUCCUCCUGAUGGUUGGAAUCUUGUUCAUAGUUCACCAUGGAAUCAUUUUUUCCCCUGAGGAGGCUCUUGCUGUGGUUUUGUGCCUUAUUGGCUAUGUACCAUCGGUAAUUCUGUUCCAUUAUGUUGUCUCUUUCACCUUCAAAACAAUACAAAACACCAAAGAAUUUUGGUCAUUAAUUUUUUCAACAGUAGCCUUGAUUUGUGUUAUAGUUAUUGACGUAGCUUUUAUUCAGUCAUACGCAAUAGCAAUUAUAAUUCACACUUGCUUUUCUAUCUUCAUCCCAAUAUAUCCUCUUAUUGGGUGUCUCAUUUCUCUAACAGAGGUAGCAGAGAAGCUUGGUCGAAAUAUGGAAAGAAAUACAGAAAGGCUAUUGGUUUCAACAAUAGCGCCCUACUUGCAAUGUGUCAUUUGGCUCUUCCUUCUACGCUAUCUUGAGGUGAAAUGUGGAGGCAAAUCAAUGAGAAAUGACCCAUUUUUCAGAACUCGUGCAAAGCUGAAGGCCAGGAAAGUGCCAGAUGUGCCGUUUGACGAGGAUGAGGAUGAAGAUGUUGUGGCUGAGAGGUUGAGGGUUAAGGAGCUGACAACGAGCCAGAACUGUGAGGAGAAACCUGCAAUUUUGGUCAGCAAUUUACAUAAAGAUUAUGAUGAAAAGACCGAUUUUCUUCUCGGAAGAAAAAUAAAGAAGGUGGCAACCAAUCAGGUCUUUUUUUGUGUAAAAAAAGGAGAAAUUAUGGGACUGCUAGGCCCCAAUGGAGCUGGGAAGAGCACACUGAUUAAUAUGUUGGUGGGAGAAGUAGAACCAACCUCAGGCCAGGUGCUGAUGGGAGAUUAUUCUUUAGGUGAAAAUAACAAGGAUAGCUCCAUGAGAUUUAUGGGAUACUGUCCACAGACAAAUCCACUUUGGCCUGAUAUUACAUUGCAGGAACAUUUUGAAAUUUAUGGUGCUAUCAAAGGAAUGAGUGAAAGUAACACGAAAGAAUUCAUAAAAUGCAUUUCCCAUGCACUUGACCUCAAGGAACAUCUACAGAAAAGAACAAAGGACCUUGGAGUAGGCAUCAAACGAAAGUUAUGCUUUGCUCUUAGUAUGCUUGGUAACCCUAAUGUUACUCUGUUAGAUGAGCCAUCUACUGGUAUGGACCCUGUAGGGAUACAGCAGAUGUGGAAAGCAAUUCGGGCAGCCUUAAAAAGUAAGGAGAGAGCAGCUAUUCUGACAACUCAUUAUAUGGAAGAAGCAGAGGCUGUGUGUGAUCGAGUCGCAAUCUUGGUGUCUGGAAAAUUAAGAUGCAUUGGUACAGUUCAACAUCUCAAGAGUAAAUUUGGCAGAGGAUAUUUCUUAGAAAUGAAAUUAAGAGAAGUGCCGGAUUUACAGCAGAAGGAGCGUCUUCAAAGGAUGGUUUUGCGCAUCUUUCCAAAUGCAAGUUGCCAGAAAAGCAUUGCCUCUAUUUUGGCUUACAAAAUUCCAAAGGAAGAUGUCCACUCGCUUGCAGUAUCUUUUUCUAAACUGGAGGAAGCAAGACAUGCUUUUAAUAUUGAAGAGUACAGCUUUUCUCAAGCAACACUGGAACAGGUAUUUAUGGAACUUGUCAAAGAGCAAGAAGAGGAGGAGAGCAAUUUUGGAACCCUAAAUGGAACAAUUAGUUGGGAAAGAUCCCAGGGGGAGAGAGUUAUUUUCUGAUUUGUUUCACAUUGCAGAAAUUCAAGAGCUUCGCUUGUCAGGGUUUUUGCUAAAUAUUUGUUUGCUGUGGCUCUAG